This is a messenger RNA of Stylonychia lemnae, 1581 nucleotides long. Lineage: Eukaryota; Ciliophora; Spirotrichea; Sporadotrichida; Oxytrichidae. The record is from the annotation of a GenBank genome assembly.
AUGGUGCUUUCAUCUUCGUAUUUAGGAGUGUACACUCAGGAGGAGAUUGAGGAAAUAGAUCCUGAAUCUUUCUCACCAAGUUCUAAUGAAGUAUCAAUUGUAUAUGAUGCGAAUCACCUGAUUUAAAUGAACGACCAGAACUACAAAUAAGUUCUUAAAAUGCUUGAGGAUCAAAAAGACGCUAUCUUAUCUAUUCUGUUUUGUGAUCUUGAGAAUGAAUAAUGCAGAGAAUUCAUUUAACACUAUGAAUAUCUGGCUCACAGGCUAGAUAAACUAGGACAUCAUGAUCUAUUUUUUGCAUAAAAUGACGUUCGAGUUUCUAAAGGACAACUUUACUCGUUCUUCCACUACCAGUAUGAUCUUGAAGUUCAUGCUUUAGUAGAUUUCUUGCGAUAACUUAAGCCCCAGUAUCCCGAACUAAUAGUGACUCCCGAGAGAUUUGAUGAGCUCAGAAGAGAAUAAGAUCAUAACUUUGUUAUGGCAAUCUCUGACAAUCCCUAACUCAAGGAUCAAAUGAUGCUGAGUUUAGUACAUUUGCAAAAUCAAAACUAGCAUGUUAAGUUUACCUAUAUUGAGGAUUCAGCUAUCUUGCCAGAAAAAUACCAAAAGCUUAUCACAUAAAAGAUGGUUGUCAUUCGUAAUGCAAUGAUUGACGACUUUGAGCUUUUGGAAAACGUUGAGCCAGGCAAUGACAUGACUGAGCUAGAAUACAACUUACUUAGAGCAUUGAAAUCCAGAAUUAACUACCUUGAUUUAGACAACAUUCAUUUGUAUGCUACUUUUGAGAGACCUAUUGUUGGAAUUGUCUCAAUUCAUCCUACAAUUCAUAACUUGGAUAAAAAUGCAUAAUUCUACAAAGUCCUUGCUAGAUUCUUGAAUCAAGGAGGACUUAAGUUACAUCCAGAAUUCGAUUAUGUUAUUCUAAAUGGAUUUGAUAUAAAAGGUGUUACUCACGAUCUUCAACUUGAUGAAUCAGAAAGAGGAUUUCAUUUAAUCAUACUAGAAGAUGCAGAAACUGGUUUUAGAUUCGAAGGAAACAUUAUGAGAGAAAAGGAAAACUAAUAGGUUCUUCAAACAGCAGAUAUUAUAAACAACUUCAUUAGUAUGUACAAGAGUAAGCAACUAAAUCAGUAUUUCAGAUCUGAAAACAAAAAUGAUUAAGCAGAGUAUGAUGAAAAGGGCAUUUUGAAGCUAACUGGCCAUAAUUUCAAGAAAUAAACGCAAUAAGGUCGUGAAAAGCCAUUAUAUAUAAUGUUUACAGAUGAAAUGUGUCCACUUUGCGAUGAAAUGGGAGUAUACUUUGAUAAGCUAUCCUAAGAUUUCUAAGGGUAUUAGUUUGCCAAAAUGAAUCUUCAUUUUAAUAAUCCUAGCAGCCACUACAAGCAUAUUAUAAGCCGAGAAGGUGUACCUCAAUUUUUUAUAGUUAAUGACCCAGAAAUGAACCUAAGGUUUGAAAGUAAUCAUAACACUUUUGAUGAAAUGAGAGAUUUCUUGGAAUAGCACAAACCUUAAUACUCAGAGUCUGAAAAGUUACCUAAGGUUAACAUUGAAAGUCCAAAAAAUACGCAUGAUGAGUUAUGA